Messenger RNA from Lasiosphaeria miniovina, 585 nucleotides. Its product is annotated as AhpD-like protein. The coding region runs from base 1 to 585 and encodes 194 amino acids. NCBI's taxonomy places the organism in Eukaryota, Fungi, Ascomycota, Sordariomycetes, Sordariales, Lasiosphaeriaceae. The record is from RefSeq and is a predicted model, not a curated record. The transcript is spliced from 3 exons. Gene Ontology annotation, molecular function: peroxiredoxin activity.
AUGCGCCUUCCCUACGUCGCCAACCCCCCGCCGACAGCGUCCGUCUCCGAAGCCGCCAUCGUAUCACGCAUCACGGCGCGACGAGCACCACGCCCCCUGCAACCACUAGACCUCGCCCUACUGCACGCGCCAGCCGUCGCCGACGGGUGGAACUCGUUCCUGGGCGCGGUGCGGACGCAGACGAGCCUGGCGGCGGACGUGCGGGAGCUGGCGAUUUCGCGCGUGGCCGUGGCGAACCGCGCGUGGUACGAGUGGGCGCACCAUGCGCCGCUGGCGGUCGCGGGCGGCGUGGCGGCUGCCGGCAUGGACGUGGCCAAGCGGCCCGAGGCGCUGGAUUUGUUGUUAGAGACGAGAACGCCGGAGGGGCUCACGGAGGCCCAGUGGGUCGUGCUGUGCUUUGCCGAUGAGAUGACGCGCAAUGUUGAGGUUAGGGGCGGGACGUUUGCCCGGCUCAAGGCGCUGUUUAGCGAUAAGGAGGUGGUGGAGAUCACGGCGACGGUGGCCUGCUACAACUGCGUGAGCCGCUUCCUUGUGGCCUUGGACGUGGGUGAGAAGAACGGGCUGGGACCCGAUACGGCGCAUUGA